AUGACGGAUCUUGCACAUGCAGUUAGUAUCAUUAGUAGGUUCAUGGGUGACCCUGUCACUGGUUAUUCUGAUUCUUAUUAUGCUGGAGAUGUUGAUGGUGGGAGGUCCAUGAAUGUUUAUGUAUUUACUCUUGGUGGUUUUGUUGUUAGUUGGAAGGCGACUUUGCAGGCUAUAGUUACUUUGUCUACUACUGAAACAGAGUAUAUGGCGUUGACAGAAGCUACUUAA
Beta vulgaris subsp. vulgaris (sugar beet) is the source of this 228-nucleotide messenger RNA. Its product is annotated as secreted RxLR effector protein 161-like. The coding region runs from base 1 to 228 and encodes 75 amino acids. The transcript is spliced from 2 exons. The record is from RefSeq and is a predicted model, not a curated record. Lineage: Eukaryota; Viridiplantae; Streptophyta; Magnoliopsida; Caryophyllales; Amaranthaceae.